Benincasa hispida (wax gourd) is the source of this 1264-nucleotide messenger RNA. The record is from RefSeq and is a predicted model, not a curated record. NCBI's taxonomy places the organism in Eukaryota, Viridiplantae, Streptophyta, Magnoliopsida, Cucurbitales, Cucurbitaceae.
AUGGGAUUUUACAUCAAAGUUAUAAAAAGAGAGAGGAAAGAAAAAAGAAACAGAUAUUGUAGAAAAUUAGAUCAAAAUCAGGGGUUACAGAAGGCGAUUUGAAGAGUUUUGACUCAGCGGGGCGCAGGCUAUAAUGAUGGCAUUAUCAUUGGGAGCACCGAGUCAGGGUCACCAACUCGGCGUAAUCUCCGGCAAUGGAAACAAAAGGAAGCCCAUUAUUAAGCUUAGUCGGAUUAUGGCGAGGUCGGAAUUGAGAACGUUGUACGAAGAGGGAAAUUUGGAGCAUCCGAAGUGGUCGGGAAAUAGUCUUCUGUCUCGUCUUGUCGGCGGCAUCAUUUCUGUCAAACCUUUCUUCGCCAUUCUUAAGCUCGCCGCCAGACAACUCAUGAUCAGUAAGGCAGCAGGGAAUAAUAUUCCAUGGCAAAAAAUGAGGUCAGAGAUUUUGGAGUGUGAAGAAGUUUACAAGGAGUUGGAGAAAGUUCGAAAUCCCUGCAUUAUCUACCCUGAUUAUUACCUAAAGCCUUUUCAUGCAUAUGAUGAGGGUCAUCUCUCGUGGCUUGCUGCAACAGAAGUAGAGGCUGCAACAAUGUCAAUGGUUAUGCGAGCAGUUCCCAAUGCCUCUUGUUUAGAUGAAGCAAAGGAAGUUGUAUUUGGAAAUUGGCUUCAACGAAUUGAUGAGCAUCAUAUGAAGUAUUCUUCAAACAAUCCUAUUCUAGACAUUCUAGACAUUGGGUGUUCUAUAGGUUUAAGCACAACAUAUCUGGCCGACAAGUUUCCUUCGGCUAAAACGAUUGGAUUAGAUUUGUCUCCUUACUUCCUUGCUGGGGCUGAACACAAUGAAAACAAAAGAGCCCAUCCAAGAAAGAAUCCAAUAAGAUGGUUACAUGAAAAUGGGGAACAUACUAGCUUUCCUUCAAGAUCAUUUUACCUACUUUCCAUUGCUCAUCUGGCAACAAGUUCCUCUUCAUUUAAGAUUAUUUUAUGUAAUCCAAUUAUGUCAAGAAUUCUGCUUAUUGAUAAGGAUAACAAGUAUGAUGUUGUUCACACUUUUAGACAUAAACUCUCUUUCACGAAUCCCAAAUCAAAGAUUACUCAGGAAUUAUCUCCAAUCAUAUACACAUUACUGAAGAGCGUAGAGCCAUACGUAGAUGAAUAUCAUCUCACUGAUGUGGAAGGAAGAAUGAGAGAAGUUGGAUUUGUGAAUGUGAAAUCAAGGCUAACUGAUCCAAGACAUGUUACGGUCACAGCAACUGUUCCACUAUGA